GCACCUUCAUGGUCUUGGGGUUCCGUAGCUUUUGAGACUUUCAAUGAGCAUGUCCAUCACAUGCUCCCGAUCAGAUAUUAUGCAGACAUAGAAGAAGUAUCAGUGACUUUGGCUGGAUCUGAUCCAAUGGGGAAAGUAUCGGGAGGAUACAUUCGCAUCUCUGCCUAUAUGAAAAAAAAUUGCACGCCAGUAUCCUGGGCGGUGGACCGUUAUCCUAAAAGAAGUCCCGAUCAUUUCGACGAUCGGGAACGCCCGCAAGGGAAAGCACCACCCUCGGGCGCCCUACAUCUUAUUCUCGGCUAUAGCGAAGUUUCCGUAUGCAAUCAGAACAAGGGAGAAAGUGGCACGUUUAAGGACGCAACCCUUUCCGGAUUGAUCCUCGAACCGACUAGAGAAAACGUGGACGAAUACCGAAGAAUUGGCAUGUUCACUCAUGCAUGGGGACCGGGGCGUCGGAACGAUCCCGACCACUUUCCUGAAUCUGUUGACUUCGAGAACGAGGGUUUUGAGAGACAUUCUGUAACGAUUAUUUGAAUUUUGUACGGUAUGAUAUCCACAUCCAGCACACCUUCAAAGUUUUGUGGGUAUGUACAAAGUGUCC
Messenger RNA from Lindgomyces ingoldianus, 601 nucleotides. RefSeq lists its product as uncharacterized. The transcript has a single exon. Bases 61 to 534 code for a protein of 157 amino acids. NCBI's taxonomy places the organism in Eukaryota, Fungi, Ascomycota, Dothideomycetes, Pleosporales, Lindgomycetaceae. The record is from RefSeq and is a predicted model, not a curated record.